AUGAAAGCGCGGGGCAUUUUUCGAAUCCACCAGGGUAGUAUUCGUCUUUAUACGUCAACAUGCAAAGUACCCAAAUUUUUUAUAAGCGGCUCAGAGAUAGGGAGUACUCAAGUGAGGCAUGCUGGAGAACAAGUGGAUCACAGCGAAAUCCCCCAUUGGAAUAGGAAUACACCGCACGGUAGCCUUUACAGUGGAAAAGAGGGGGAUUUGUUUGACAGACUCAUCAGGAUUUACGUGGAUGUCAUUUUUAAUUGCGACAAAUAUCCUCCGCAUGUUCAGCAUUUGCACAUUUUGGGUAGAAGUCUGCUAAUGGAUAAAGUACUCAAUGUGCAAAGUAGCAGAACUCACAAGAAAAAAUUGCUUAAGUGUGAGGAAAAUAAACCAUCCGAAAAUAUGAAUGAAUAUCUUGUACGCUUAAAUAAAGCAGCCUUGCGAAAUGAGAAAUUAUCAGAGAAUGAGAAAAAGGAAGUGAUCGAAAAAGUGAAAAAUAUUUUCAAUCACAAAAAUGUCUUGUAUGCAUUAUUUACUUUAGAGCAUAACAGGAUUUUGUUUAAUUUUUCUGAACAAUUGUUUUUAAAGCAUGUGGAAAUUUGUUUUUUAAACUCUGCCGUCAGUAGCAGGAUGGACAUAUAUCGCUACAUCAAACGCUUUGGAGUGGACAACAUAUGCCUUUACGUUUUUGAAUACGCGAACCAUCUUCACAUUUUGAAAAAGCGUCAUGAAGUUGUGAAGAGGUUAUUUUUCGGAAAUGCAUCUUGA
Molecule: messenger RNA, 759 nt
Organism: Plasmodium knowlesi strain H
Lineage: Eukaryota; Apicomplexa; Aconoidasida; Haemosporida; Plasmodiidae
Product: conserved Plasmodium protein, unknown function
Exons: 2
Coding region: 1-759 (252 amino acids)
Source: RefSeq, a predicted model, not a curated record